AUGGCAAAAAGCAAUUCAGAUGAGCCAAGAACAAUGAAGCAACAUACUACCGGCGGUUUGAAGAAUCGGGAUGCUGAUGGUGCAGCAUGGGAAGCUGGAAAGGGGGCAGUAAUUGGCGCAUCCAAAUGGGGAAUUGUCUUUGGGGGUCUUGGUGGAGCUGGAUAUGCUCUAUCGCCCAUAUACAGAGGACUCACUAUACAAUUCAAAGUAUUCAUCCAGAUGUCAGGCAUGAUUAUGGGCGCUUGUCUUGAAGCUGAUCAUAGGAUUCGUGAAUAUGAAGCAAAAAUACGAAUGCAAAAGCGCAUGGUUAGAGAUAGAGCUGUCUGGGAAAGCUACGAGCGGGAAUUCGAUGAGGUACCACCAGUGUCGAAAGAAAGCCAAUCAAAAUGA
Glarea lozoyensis ATCC 20868 is the source of this 390-nucleotide messenger RNA. RefSeq lists its product as uncharacterized. The record is from RefSeq and is a predicted model, not a curated record. NCBI's taxonomy places the organism in Eukaryota, Fungi, Ascomycota, Leotiomycetes, Helotiales, Helotiaceae. Bases 1 to 390 code for a protein of 129 amino acids. The transcript has 4 exons.